AAUAACUAAGGAAAUUUUCAUUUGCAAAUUACAAACAUUUUAAAGCAUAUUGCAAUUUACUGUAUAUAAUUUAAUGAAGAUGUAAGCACAGGUAUAUAAGACGAAAUGCCUAGCUCAAAAAUGGAUAUUUAUAUAACUAAGGGUAUUAUCAACCCCAACUAUCCUGGAUUUCAGAAAUUUGCACAUACCCUCUCUGAUGAGUACAUCGAGUACUCGGACAUGGAAUGUAACGAAAGUGAUUUAACGGAUAGCGACAGGGAGGAGGAACAAAAUACAUAUAAUACAAAGGUUGCUAGAAUUUCCGAAUCUAAAGCAUGUGAAAAUACUCAAGAUAUAAUUUUAAAAAAUGACGAAAAGCAUGGCGUUGACAAUGGAAACACAUAUUUGUUCGAUACAACAGCAAACUGCUCCACAUCAGCAAAUAUACCUGAUCUUGUAAAUGAAAACUAUAAGCCGGCUUCUGAAACGCCGAUACGAACUUUAAACAAACCAGAUCUGAUCUAUAACCUUAGCAAAAAUUGUGUAAAUAAUUCGGAUUUUUCUCCAUGGCUCUGUACAAAAUACGAGGGGCAACUACAGGGACAAAGUCCCAUAGAUAUUGUUGGAGAUUUUGGUGGGGAAGUUGAGAGAGAGUUUGAGCUACUUAUCACAGGAUAUAAAAACAAAACUAAACAUGAUGUGGAGUUAAAUGAAUUAAAUUUAACAAAGAACUUUCAGAUAUGUGACGCAGAACUAUCAAAUGGCACGGAAGCUUUAAAGCAAUCACAAUCAUCUCGUUUUUCUGGACAUAGCAUCCGGAAAAAUAAGAAAAAGAAUACACCAUAUGGACAUGAAAUGACAAAAAGUAAACAUCAUAAACCGUCUCAUGAUGAAAGACAGCUACCACCGGACACAUUUGAAUACAAGAUAUGUAAUCAAAAGAAAAACUUUCAUCCGGAUACGGAAAGUUAUUCUUCAAUGUCGGAAAAAAUGAAAUGUGAUACGCAGAACAUGAAUCAUGUUGAUGUACCAAAUUUAAGCAAUUUAGAAAUAGGCCAGUCUCGGCCGAGUCUCCAAGAAGAAAAGAAACCAUCUGAAAACCGCCGAUACCAGAGUCCAUCAUGCUGGUCCCAAUAUUUGGAAGGUCCCAACAAGUUUCCCAAAGUCAGCUCAUCUGCUGUGGUUUUAGAACAAUUUGAUGCUUAUAAAGUGGCUAAUGACAUGGAUAUGGAAACACUACAAAAUCAUGUUCAAAAAGUGAAGCAAAUAGAGAAAAAGCGCCGCUUUAAUCGGGACGAAAUAAGAAAAAGAUUGGCUAUCGGAGAUAAGGAUCAGUUGAAUAAUAUUACUCAAAAUAAUAAAGAGGAAUUUCUGACGGGAUCGGACAAUGAAAGUUCGGACUCUGAGACGUGUCCCAAACUCUCAAGUGGAAUGCUUCGGAAGCAGUCCGAAAUUUGUGAAACUAAGCGGAUUACGGAUAUGGAUAAUAAUAAAUCAUUCUUACAGAACCAAGUUAACCAACCCUGCAAUAUCACUCAUACGAUAAAUGGGAAUCCGAUUCAAAGCCACGAUUUCCCCUCAAACGAAAAUGAUUUCUUCUUCGCGAAACAAUCAAAGCUGCAAAUUGAGGUUAGAAUAGCCCUAGCUCAAUCAAAGGAAAUAGCACAAAUGAAAGUAAAGGCAAAAAAGCACGGUGUUACUCCCAUUGUGGAUGUAAUCCGUUCAAUGCUCUGUGAUGUUGGUAUAAAUAUGAAUUCCAAUCAUCGAUGGAUUUCCAGGCAAUUUCUCACUGGAAUUGAUGUUCCAACUCUUCAGUUAUUGGUGAACAAUCUUCAAAUAUAUAUCGAGAACCUUAAUGUUACUUUAGUAGAAAGCCUUAAAGAAAGAGAUGAUCUCAACUCGGACCAAGAUGACAUAUUACACGACCUCGAAAAAAUUAAUAAUUUUUUUGUUUACCAGCAGCAAACUGGACAGAAAAUCAAUCAAACAUUCCGUCACACAACAUAUGAUUAAACUUAAACUACACUUUCAAACUAACCGAAAAGUUUCUUUGCAAAUAUUGGAUUUUCAUGUUUAACUAAUACCAAACUACCAAAAAUGUUUAUGAAACACAUAUGUAUUUGAAAAGUUCUUUAAACACUGUUAUACUUAUGUAAUUAUUUAAAGCAAAAUAAAUAAAAUAUAGA
Messenger RNA from Drosophila bipectinata, 2165 nucleotides. It is a transcript of the gene Schip1, whose product is annotated as Schwannomin interacting protein 1. NCBI's taxonomy places the organism in Eukaryota, Metazoa, Arthropoda, Insecta, Diptera, Drosophilidae. Gene Ontology annotation, cellular component: cell junction; plasma membrane. The record is from RefSeq and is a predicted model, not a curated record. Gene Ontology annotation, biological process: positive regulation of hippo signaling.